GGAGAGCUGGGUUGAAGGAGAGCGGCUCCCGCUGAGGAGAUGUCACCGCGCUGAGUGAGUACGAGAACUUUCCUGCCGUCACUAGGGCAUUGUCCCUCAGACAUGGUGGCACCAUCAUUUCUCACUUGAAAGUAACAAAAAUUGGACCCUUUUGGCAGAAGAAACCACUAUCAGAUUAAUGGGAAAAUUUUUUGGAGUUUUGUCAAGACUUUGCCAAGAGGAGUACAGUUAUUUGCACAGAGAAGGUACCUCGAAGUUUCAGUCCAUGUUAAUAAGAAGAUAUGGGGGAGGAGACAUGACGGAGAUCACUUCCCUGCUAUUAAGCAGCUGCUAGAACUGACAGCCCUUAUGGCUUUAUAUGAUGAGGACAUCUUGAAUAACGCUUUUUAUCUGGCUAUUCAGAAACAGAGACCUGACCUUAUCACGAAAGUUGCAGAAAUUCACGGCAUUGUCCUGGUCCCAUGUAAAGGAAGCCUCACAAGCAGCUCGUUCUCAAACUGUCUUUUGGAGUCCUAUGUUCUUAAACCCACUCAAGGAGGAUUUCUGACAGAAAAUGGAAGAGAGAUUUUCAUCAAGAGUAACCUGGUUAAACUUGGAGCAGGAUUUGGAUAUUCACUCACUGUAUCCGUUCUGUUUGAGGAGACAUUCUAUAAUGAGAAAGAAGAAAGUUUUAGUAUCCUGUGUAUUUCCAGACCAAUAGAAAAAGAUGAAAAUCCAGAAGAAGUUGCUACCCAGUCCGCUACUUGCACUUUAAAGAACAUUGAUGAUGUGAAGGAAUUUCUAGGAAAACACAAGGAUAAAUUUGACAAAAGCAUUACCUCUUUCCGCAGCACAUUUAAAGGUCACGAGAGAAAGAAUCUUCGACAUUACAUAGAUUCUGUCAAUGCUUUGUAUACAAAAUGUCUGCAACAUUUACUAAGAGAUUCACAUUUGAGAACAAUUGCAAAGCAGGAAACUCAGAUGAAUUUGAUGAAGCAAGCAGUAGAGAUGUAUGUACACCAUGGGAUUUAUGAUUUAAUCUUCAAGCAAGUGGGGACCAUAGAGGCAAGUGAGGAUGCUGCAUUUAACAAGAUUACAAGAAGCCUUCAAGACCUGCAACAGAAGGAUAUAGGAGUUAAGACAGAGUUCAGCAUUAACAUUCCACGUGCUAAGCGAGUCUUGAGUCAGCUAAACCGAUGCACUUCACCUCAGCAAAAGCUGCUCUGUCUGAAGAAAGUGGUGCAGACUAUAAUGCAUUCUCCCAGCCAGAGAGUGAACAUGGAGACUAUGUGCGCCGAUGACCUUUUGUCUGUGCUGCUUUACUUGCUUGUAAAAACUGAGAUUCCAAACUGGAUGGCAAACUUGAGUUAUAUCAAGAAUUUCAGAUUCUGCAGCACAGCCAAGGAUGAACUGGGUUAUUGCCUGACAUCUGUGGAGGCGGCCAUUGAGUACAUUCGACAAGGAAACCUGACCCAAGCAGCUGUAGAUCCUGAUGGGGGUGAUAAAUCCUUGUUGUGGCAGAGAAUGAACUUGCUGUCUAGAACCUCCUCUGCCCCCAUUGACUGUUUAUUUCAGCACAUUGCUUCUGGGAAUCAAAAUGAAGUGGAGAAAAUUCUGAACCAAGGUGAUGCAGAUGAAGAAGUUGUACAGAAGUUGUGUCACCCUCUCUGCUCCUGCGACAGAUGUGACAAGUUGGCUUCAGGGAAGUUAAAUGACACUUCUAUUGUAACACCACUUUCUCGAGAUGAUCGAGGUUACACACCCCUUCACAUUGCAGCUAUAUGUGGCCAGUCUCAGUUUAUUGACCUACUGAUCUCUAAGGGAGCAGUGGUGAAUGCCACAGAUUACCAUGGCUUUACACCUCUUCACCUUGCCUGCCAAAAAGGUCAUCAGAAGAUAGCGCUGCUCUUGUUACAUUAUAAGGCAAGUAGAGACAUACAAGAUAACAAUGGGAACACUUCACUGCACCUGGCUUGCACUUAUGGACAUGAAGAUUGUGUAAAGGCUUUAGUUUAUUUUGAUGUAAACUCAUGUAGAAUGGAUUGUGGUAAUGAGAAAGGUGACACAGCGCUGCACAUCGCCGCUCGCUGGGGAUAUCAGGGGAUUAUUGAAGUGCUGCUACAGAAUGGAGCCAGUACCAAUGUAUUAAACAAGAGGAAGGAGACACCACUGCAGUGUGCUUUGAACUCCAAGAUUCUGUCAAUCAUGGAAUGUGUACAUGUGGAGGACACCAGGAGGCAGAGUAUUACAGAGGUCUUCGUGCAGUCCCUCAGCCAGUCUCCACCUCGAUCUGCGGACACCAUCAGCCGUGACUCUUCUGAAUCCAGCCUCUCCUCACUGUCCACCAGACAAGAUGACGUCAAAAGCAAGUAUAAAGAUGUGGAGAAACUGUUGAGAGCCGUCUCUGAUGGGGAUCUGGAAAUGGUCCGUUACCUCUUGGAGUGGGUGGAUGAUGACUAUGAUGAUGAACUUGAAGACUCUUUGGUCGGGAAGGAGUUCUGUCACCCUCUGUGCCAGUGCCGCUCAUGUGGUCCUUAUCAGAAGAAGCUUAACAGGAUUCCCACAAAUGGUCUUGGAGUCAAUGUAACCAGUCGGGAUGGAUUCACUCCCCUACAUAUCGCAGCUCUACAUGGUCAUUCCGUUCUUGUGACUCUGCUUAUGAAACAUGGAGCUCAUGUGGAUGCAAAAAAUGGGAACCGAGCACUUCCUUUGCACCUGGCCUGUCACAAGGGACAUUUUGAGGUGGCAAAGCUUCUGAUGGAAUUCAGCACAGGAAAGAACAAGAAGGACAUGAAUGGGAACACACCGCUAAUAUACUCCUGCAUCGCAGGCCACCUUGAAAUCACAUCCCUUUUACUGGAGCAUGGAGCUUCUGUCAAUCUUUGUAAUGUAAAAGGGAACACUGCUCUCCAUGAGGCUGUUCGCAGGAAUCAUGAGGGUUUAGUCAAGCUGCUUUUAUUGUAUGGAGCUCCGGUGGAUGUGAGGAACAAGCGUCAGUACUGCCCGCUGGACUUUGCAAAGGAAAACACCAGAAUCAGACACCUUCUUCUAAAUGUCUCCAGCCACAUGACGACGGACAGUGGGGCAGCAGCAUCGGAGGAGCAGCCAGACUGCAUCAGGAAAAAAUCAGUGACCUCUAGUCCAGCAAGCUCAGGAGCUUCUGUUACUCCAGGAAAAUCUGAUGUUAAUCCAUCUAAAUCCAUAAAUGAGAAGAAAAUUAGAAGAGAUAAGAGCAUGCCCAACUUUGAUGAAGAUUUAUUGCAUCAGCUCUCCAUCAAUAGAAGGGAGGAUGGGAACAUGAAAUCAGACAAUGUCCGGAUUUGUGCUGAAUUCACAGAAGGUGCAAAAGAUGAAUUGGACUCUGUUCUAAAGGCGAAAUAUACUGCCAGGAGACACAGUCUAAAUGUAGCUUGUUCAACAGACACUGAUGAGAAUAUAAGUGACAUCAGUGAAACUCUGAAUGGGACAGACGUCAGCUCUCCUCUCUCCUGUGAGCUGGACCUGGACAGUGAAUCCUGCCAUCAGGAGCUGUCCGAAAUGAUCUCCCGGAAGGAUCAAGUCAGUGCCAAGAGCUCAAAUACCACCCAAAAGCUGGAUGACCUGGACUGCUCUGGGGACCCAGAAUGCUAUUGUGUAGCCUGCACAUUGGCCCUAGAAUCCUCUUGGUCUUUGGUUGACUCUUGCAGUUCAGUCUACUGUGAUGGUUCUGAACAGGAGGACCCCAGUGGAGUCAGUACUUAACCAGUGCUUGUCUGAUAACUAUACUUGUAUACUUAGCUGACAUGCGUAUCAUUGCUGCUGUGGUUUCACAUUGUCCCUUGCAGGGAAUGCUGUUCUGCAAUGUGGGUGCCUGGACUCAUCUGAUCUAGAACUAACCUGCAGUGUAUGUUGUCUGUCUUACUUGUGGACUUACACUAUUUGCUGAGUGACCAUACACUAUUUGCUGAGUGAUUUAACAUACGCACACUUGCACCCUCCUGCCUAACAUGUCACAUGACACGAUGUACAAUUCAUAUAAGAUAGAAGCACAAGAUCAUCUGUUAGAGAUUUAAAUACACCCCCCCCCCCCCCCCCCGAUGUAUCUGAAACCAGUCAGAAUUGCACAACCAAGUGAUUCAUAGUCUUUCUUUGUCAUUUUGCUGUAUGAGACAAGCUCAGUAAACUUAUAAUGGAACUAUAAUGCAGCGAGUCAGAAAGUGAAGCUGUUCAGACCCUUUUAAGGCUACUUUCACACUGCUGUUGUGCCCAGUCCUUAAUGGCCGGUAAAGGCUGUAAAAUAAAGAGCCUAACGGCCAUUUAUCGGGACAGGGCACAAGGGGAAAUAACGGGUCCCUAUGGAUCCCAUUUACUAUAAUCGGGUCCGUUGGGUGCCGUUUCUUUGUAGCGGGAGAAAGACUGCACAAGCAGUAUUUUUUCUCCCGCUAUUUUCCCCCGCUCCUCUGAUGGCCGUCACACGGCCGUGUCCUAACAGCAGUGUGAAAGAAGCCUAAAAUGAGCAGCUCACUCCCCAACUGAUCAAAUUCUUUGACAUGUCAAGUUUUUUCUAAUGACUGGGACACUUUAAUACUGCAGGUGUUUAUUACUGUGAUCUGACACUGACCUAACAAGGGAGGCUAAAAAUAAACAGCUUCUUAGUUCUUAGUUUUUGAAAUUUCACAUAUUCUAGUACAUGGUCUCUCUCAGCCAGUAAACAGGACCGUGUGUUGCCACAUACUUUCUCCAAACAGAGCUCUGAAAAGCAUCAGGUUAUACACUAGGUGAGGCUGGGUUCACACUAUGUUUUUGCAAUACAGUUCCCGUAUACGUUUUCAAUUUGAAAACCGUAUUCAUUGGCUCUCCAUUGAAAACCGUAUGCCAAAAGAUGCAUCAGGUUGUGUCCGUUUUGCAUCCUGUAAGGUUUUGUCAGCUUUUUUUUUUUCCUGUACCCAAAACCGUAGUCUACCAAGGUUUUUGGUCUGGGUGAAAAACCGUAUUGAAACGUAUACAUGUUUUUUAAAUAUGGGAGUCAAGUGGGAACCAUACAGAACCGUACGUGCGUACAGUUCCAUACGGUUUUCAUCAUAUGGUUUUUGACUUUGCACAGUUUUUUUCUUGGAAUUUCAAUCAAAAAAGUAAAACUUUAUUCAAAGUUAAAAACGUGUACGUUUUUUUUCUUAAAAAAAUGCAUUCAACCGGACAUAAUUUUUCAACCGUAUACGGUUGGAUUAAAAUUUGUACACACAUUUUAAUAUAGUUUUAGUCCGGUUUUGAGAAAUCUGUUUUUUUUUUUAAUCAAAAACCUGAUACAGGUUAAUUGCAAAAACGCUGUGUGAACCUAGCCUGACAUUUCAUCCCCUCGUCACUUUUGGGGAUGUUUUAAAAGGUGCAAUCACAUUCCCUACCACAACUAUUAGGGGUUCACACUGAUGUCCUUGUAGACCAGUUUUAGUGAUAGGUAAUAACUGAUCUUUUGACUAAUCCAAUAUCCUUUGUUUUACAGAAGAUUGAAAGGGAUGUAAUUUUGUUACAUAUUGUAAAAUGUCUUUAUUGGGGUGGUAGAUGCAGGACAUUGUUAUAUUAUAGCAGUCACUGUAUAUAACAGAUAUUACCUACAGAGCCACUCUGUGCACUUACAUGCAUGUGGUUUGCAGAUCUUCUAGUGUUAUAAUCUGAAUUUUCAGCGCAUCUAUGUGCAAGUAAAAUUAAUAAAAAAAAGCGUUUUGCAAGAUAAAUCUUAAAGGGUCUGUCUCCCGUGGUUACUUCUAAUUUUUCCUGCUCCUCUCAAAAGUUACACAAAACAGAAUAGCCCAUGAGGCUCCGUUGUUUGUUUGAAGUCAACAGGAGUUCCACAAAUGAUGUAACUUCCUUGCUUCAGCUGCUUUUGGCUUUCCUGAAUUCCUUUGGCCACUGCAAAUAAUCGGGAAAAACCAGGAGUAACCAGGUGGAACUAACCUUUUAAACUUCCCUAUAAUAAAGACAAGGCUAAGAUCCACAGCAGCCUGCAAUUUCAACCUAGUCACGGCCCAGCUUUAUUAACCUAAUAAUGACUUUAUUGCUUAAUGUAGUGAGUGCUGAACCAUAACUGCAUUUUAGGAUUUCUGGAAGGAAAAUGAUUAAUGGGGUAACAAUUGUUUUUAAAGUAUUUUAUUUUUCUUCCAUGUAUUGCCUUGGUGGUGCUGAUUAGAAUUAGCUAUCAGUAAGGUUUCAUCUUUCUGCGGAGUUGUUUUAGCCUUCGCUAUACUGCCAUGCUACUGUGGUGCAGAAAUGUAUUUCUAAUGGCUUUGCUGCAGGGAUCAGAGAAUCUCUAUGCAGAGAAGUAGCUGUGAGGAGAGUCAGAGGUCAGUGCCCAUUCCUACUAUUGCUCCCCAAUCUAUUAGAGAACUAUAAUACUUCCAUAUAAGAUCAUAAAGACAAAAAUAAGAUCCACAAUGCAAGUUCUUUAAUUAGUUGGAAACAUUUCCCAUGAAGAUCAUAAUACUGCAGCAUUAUAAGUGGGCACUACAUCAGUCUAAUAAGGGUACAUUUUUAGAGUAGGGCGUCUUGGGCUGCGAUCACACAUUAAAUGCACGUGGUCAAAAAAAUCUUGCAAUGUAUUCACACACACUUUACGGGUAGGAUCACGUGACCUCUUUUGCUGCUGCAUAUUUUUCUAAUCAUUGAAGUCAAUGGGUGGCAAAAUCAGCUGCUAUUGUGCCGACUAUUGACUGACUUCAAUGGGUAGGAAAAUACGGCACAUGUGACCCUACCCUACAUGUGUAUUUUAAAGGUAUUGAAAAUGUUUCUACUUUAAAAUACAUGUGUAUAUUUUGUGAAUAUACUGUAGAUUAAGUAUAUGUUUACAUGCUGCUUCAAAUAAGUUCUAAUAAAUGUGUAUUGCUCUGCCCAAAACAAAGUAUUUAAAAUAAGUUGCAGGAAAGCCACAGCCUAUGAACAUAACUUAAGAGUUGCCCAUCAUUCUUAAAAUUUUGCUAAUACUAUAACUUUAAAGAAUAAUUUUUUCAGACCUUCUUGGUAAACCCUAAUCUGGUUUAAAUACUGCUACUCAAAGGUGUAUAUAUGGAAGGAAUAUAAAAGAAUGUUAAAAGUAAAGGAAAUAAGGUGCCUUUUUUAAUUUAUCACUCACCAAUUUCUAGUACAAUGAAGGUUGCCACAGGGCCCCGGUGGAGACAAGGGCGUAUACAACAAUCAAAAACACACAAUGGAUAAAAAAAAAAUAUAUACCGUAUAUAAAAUUAUAAUAGACCCUGUAUAACCAGCCUUACAAAUUACAAUAUUUCAGUAAAUAGUUGCAGUAGAAUCAAAUGUUUAAAAAAAAAAUCUUUUUUGGCUGAGAGUAUCUUAAAGUGUCUAUUUUGGCCAAAGUUCUAUUGAAGGUGAUGUCCCAUGUAAAGGAAUUCUGUUUGAUACAGUUACUAUUUCUAGUGUUAACUACUUUUGAUAGAGGGAGAGAUCGUAGCUACAGAAUAUGUUAUGUUUGCUGUAGAUGAGUGAAUUUAAGACUCUAGUAUUGCUCUUAUGGAGGAAGGAAGAUGAACCUUCCUGUUGGGGAAAUAAAUGAUGCACCACUCACUGAUUCCGACGUCUGCUCCCACACGACUUGGGUCCAAGAACAGAAUUCCUUUACGGGUGAUAUCACCUUUAAAUGUAAAUGUCUGUAUUGGCCGAUGUUAUAUUUUCAUUUUUGACUAAGUACCCCCAAAUAUUUGAUUCUACCACAACUGUAGCUAUUUACUGCAUUAUUGGGAUUUGUAAGGUCAGUUAUAUAGUGUAUAUUUUACAGGUGGUUUUUAUAUUCACAAUUUUUAAUCCAUUUUAUUGUGUUGUUGAAUGUUGUAUACGCCCCCAGGACUCUAUAAGGGCCCGGUGGCAACCUUUGUUAAACUAGAUAUAGAUACUAGAGAUGAGCGAACUUACAGUAAAUUCAAUUAGUCACAAACUUCUCGGCUCGGCCGUUGCUGCCUUUAGCCUGCAUAAAUGAG
Molecule: messenger RNA, 7937 nt
Organism: Hyla sarda
Lineage: Eukaryota; Metazoa; Chordata; Amphibia; Anura; Hylidae
Gene: ANKRD27
Product: ankyrin repeat domain 27
Exons: 30
Coding region: 349-3720 (1123 amino acids)
Biological process (GO): early endosome to late endosome transport; neuron projection morphogenesis
Cellular component (GO): late endosome; plasma membrane; transport vesicle
Molecular function (GO): SNARE binding; guanyl-nucleotide exchange factor activity
Source: RefSeq, a predicted model, not a curated record